Papaver somniferum (opium poppy) is the source of this 948-nucleotide messenger RNA. RefSeq names its product non-symbiotic hemoglobin 2-like. Lineage: Eukaryota; Viridiplantae; Streptophyta; Magnoliopsida; Ranunculales; Papaveraceae. Bases 83 to 568 code for a protein of 161 amino acids. The transcript is spliced from 4 exons. Gene Ontology annotation, molecular function: oxygen binding; heme binding. The record is from RefSeq and is a predicted model, not a curated record.
GUGAAACUGAGAAGGAUAAGAAGAAACAAAGUUAUAAAAGAUCAAACACAGAAACUAGGAAAGAACCCAGAAACCAACAACAAUGGCUACUACUUUUACAGAGAAACAAGAAGCUUUGGUCAAGGAAUCAUGGGAAUUGAUGAAACAAAACAUCCCUGAAUUGAGUGUUCGUUUCUUCACCACUGUUAUAGAGAUAGCACCACAAGCAAAGCCUAUGUUCUCAUUCUUGAAGGAUACAGAUGAAAUCCCACAGAACAAUCCUAAGCUCAAAGCCCAUGCUAUGAAGGUUUUCAAGAUGACCUGCGAAUCAGCUGUGCAACUACGGGAGAAAGGUGAAGUUGUCGUCGCCGACAGCACGCUAGCGUACUUGGGUGCAGUCCAUGUUAAGAAAGGUGUUAUCGAUCCCCAUUUCGAGGUGGUCAAGGAAGCACUGUUGAGGACACUGGAAUCAGGAUUAGGAGAUAAGUGGAAUGAAGAAAUGAAAUGUGCUUGGAGUGAAGCUUAUGAUCAAUUGGCUACUGCUAUCAAAGAUGAGAUGAAAGAAGAGAGGACUAAAGCUGAUGCCUAAAUCAAUUAAAACUUUCGCUUUUCAUCUUAAUUUGGAAUUUGGUGAUGAUGCUUGUGCUUGUGCUUCAUAUUUCCAACAUGUUUUCCUUUGAAUAACGAUUGAUUAAUCAAGAUUUGGGUGUGAUUCUAGAUAGAGUUUGCGGUUUGUUCAAAUAUUUCUGUUUGUUUAAUUCCGGACCGUCUUUGGGGACCAUGGGGCUGGGGGUUGCGCCCUGUUUGUUUGUUACCAAAUUCAAUCAGUUGUGGGGAAUGGGGAUGAUAUUUUGAGGCACUGCCAUCUCAAAACCUUGUGGUUUGCUUGAGCUAUUUCGAGUCCACAUAUGUAAAGUGCAGACCAAAUUACUGUAAUAUUUUCACCAACAAACAAAGAAGAGACGGCCA